Molecule: messenger RNA, 2829 nt
Organism: Ylistrum balloti
Lineage: Eukaryota; Metazoa; Mollusca; Bivalvia; Pectinida; Pectinidae
Product: obg-like ATPase 1
Exons: 12
Coding region: 196-1392 (398 amino acids)
Cellular component (GO): cytoplasm
Molecular function (GO): ATP hydrolysis activity; ATP binding; GTP binding
Source: RefSeq, a predicted model, not a curated record
AACCACGUUUUGCCGGUUGGCAGGGUAGUACCAGUGCACUAUCUUGACAAACACACAAGUCUGGCACCAGAUGGUGCAAUGAGAGUGAAAUAAGAAGCUCUUUGUCUAUUGAACCCGAUUUAAGUUCAUACGGACGACAGAUACUUUCCAUCAAACAAGAGUUGGAGAUAGUCCUGUGCAGACUGGGAUUGAACUAUGCCUCCGAAGAAAAAGGAUGAUGGGGCUUCAGCCAUACCACCUCUAAUAGGUCGUCUUGGAACCAAUCUCAAGAUUGGCAUUGUUGGUCUGCCAAAUGUAGGGAAAUCAACAUUUUUUAAUGUAUUGACCAAAAGUUCCAUCCCUGCUGAGAACUUUCCAUUUUGUACGAUUGAUCCCAGUGAAAGUCGUGUUGCUGUACCAGAUGCUAGAUUUGACCAUCUUUGUCAGCACUAUGUUCCAGCAAGCAAAGUACCAGCUUAUUUAAAUGUAGUGGACAUCGCAGGACUGGUGAAGGGUGCCCACGAAGGUCAAGGGCUUGGAAAUGCUUUCUUGUCAAAUAUCAACGCUUGUGAUGCGAUCUUCCAUUUGACACGUGCAUUUGAUGAUGAAGAAAUCGUCCAUGUGGAGGGGGAUGUAAACCCAGCUCGAGAUUUACAGAUUAUCCAUAACGAGCUCCGACUAAAAGACCUUGAGUACCUAACCAAGCAUCUAGAAGGACUGGAGCGUUCUGUCGUCAGGGGUGGCAACAAGCAGGGCAAAGCUGAAUAUGACUGUCUGGUGAAGGUCAGAGAUGUACUCAAUGCUGACAAGUGGGUGCGACAAUCUUCAUGGGAUAACAAAGAGAUUGAGAUCUUAAAUGGACACCUAUUCCUGACCUCCAAACCUGUCAUAUAUCUAGUGAAUUUAUCAGAAAAAGAUUACACAAGAAAAAAGAAUAAAUGGUUAGUGAAAAUAAAGGAAUGGAUUGAUGCUAAUGACAAGGGUUCCAUUGUGAUCCUGUUCAGUGGGAUACUGGAGUCUAAACUGAUUGACAUGGCUGAGGAUGAACAGGAAGCUUACCUCAAGGAGCACCAAAUCGUCAGUGCACUAGACAAAAUCAUCGUCAAUGGUUACAAGGCACUCAAUUUGGUGUACUUUUUCACAAGUGGGAAGGAUGAAGUCAAAGCAUGGACAAUACAUAAACACACUAAGGCCCCACAAGCAGCUGGACGAAUCCAUACUGACUUUGAGAAAGGCUUUAUCAUGGCUGAAGUGAUGAACUAUGCAGAUUUCAAAGAAUUUGGAUCUGAAAGUGAAUGCAAGGCCAAUGGAAAGUAUCGUCAGAAAGGUCGUGACUAUAUGGUGGAAGACGGCGACAUCAUACUAUUUAAAUUCAACGCAGGAGCAGGAUUAUCUGACAAAAAAAAGAAGUGAAAGAUAUUAUCAAAUAUUCCAGCUGCUUAAGGAUUCCUUUCUUCAUUGCCUUAGUUACUAUGACAACACUGCCUGCAGUUGAAUUUCAGGACCACAGCAUACAAGUGUCAUGUAUGUGUGACAAGGCAGUUGAGAAGGAUGUGGAAGUCUUACACCAUAUACCCUGUCAUUGUGAGGGGACCAGAUCGUGAUUAACAGCCAAAAAUUCUCAACAAUUUCGAUAUCAAAUCCUGGAAUCAUUGCAAUUCUUUUAUUAUGAAUUAUGGAUACUAUAUAUUUUAAGGAUAUUUUCCUGUUUGAAGGAUCUUUCAACAGUUUUCCCAUCUUUGUGUUACAUGCAGUGUUUCAGUUCCAAAUCUGCUUUUUUCAAUAUCAUGAGUUAAUUAUUUUCCUUGGGAUGCUAAAGUGCACUCAGUUUUCAUGUUUUAGUUGUGAAAGAAAAACAGAAAAAAAUGAGUUAAUGCUUAAAAAAAGUUUGCUGAGAAAAACUUCUACAGUCAAAAGUGUUCUGGAGUUAGUAUCAGAAUGGAAGGUGAAAAUAAGAAAUAAAAUUUGCUUUUAACAGCUGUAAAAAUCUUUGUACUAUACUAUUGUAUAUCAUUGCUUUGAUGAUAAAGUUUAUGUAUUGUCCUGCAGCAUUUAACACAUCCAAGGAUUUCACUCUUAAUAUAUGUAACCGACGUGAUAUCGUCACCGGUUUCAGUAAAAUAUUAUUUUCAUGUGCUAUGGGUUGGCUACUAUUUGCCAGUAGAAAUUACUUGAAACCCAUAAGAAAGUAAAUUGAACACGCUUUAGGCAAAUUUUGUCAACACAUAAAUAUUCUUGCAGACCCAAGUUAGAUUCUGUCAAAUUUCAGUUCUUUUGAAACUGCAGAGAAUGUGGAGAAGAUGGUUGUUUUUAACUGAUAAAGUGUAUUGGUUACUUUUGGUUAGUAUUACAUCUGUUUAUAGUUUAUCGUGUCAUGUCUGUUUCUUUACAAGAACACUGGACAAUAUUCCACAGCUCAAAAUUACAAAUUAUUCCAAAUUCCACUGUCUCAAGUGUGAGUGCAAAAUAUGAAACCAUUUCAUUCAUACUUUGCUACUUGAGAAAGAAGUGAAGGAUUGGUGUUAUUGGAAAUACCAUACAAGUUUAUUUAUUAUUACUAUUUUUGUUUGUUUGUUUGUUUGUUUGAAGUAUUGCUAAAUGAAUGGGGUACAACUUGUGGAAUCUGUUGGAUAUUUAAAUGGCAUAAAGUAAAUCCUGAAGUUAUCAAUAUUUACUUACAGAUGUGUCUCGUGGUGGCCAUUUGUAAUUUCUCAAUACACAUUACCAGGUAGUUAAAUGUACAGAUUGAAAGCAUGAAUUAUGAACAUAAUGGAUUAUUACAAACCUGAAAUUAUGUGAUGCCAUUAUGUAUGUAGUAAAUUGAAAUAAAUUGAAAUCAAUUCAAGAAAA